UAUAAAUUCCCCUCACUCUCCAGCAACUCCACCACAAUCAGUUGUACAUAUUUUUAUAACUAAAAGCUCUUAAAACCAACAUUAUUCAAGAUUAGCAUAAUCUUGUUUUGGUGAGCCUAAUACAGAGAAGAGAGUGUAAAAUGGCCAAGGAUAUUGAGUAUGGCACUGAUCAAUACGCCCCUAAUAAGGACUACCAAGAUCCACCUCCAGCACCACUAAUUGAUGCAGAGGAACUUGGAAAAUGGUCAUUAUAUAGAGCCAUUAUUGCUGAAUUUAUUGCAACUCUGUUGUUUCUCUAUAUCACUGUCCUCACUGUGAUUGGCUACAAGAGCCAAAGCGACACUAAACAUAAUGGUGAUGAAUGUGGUGGUGUUGGCAUUCUUGGCAUUGCUUGGGCUUUUGGUGGCAUGAUUUUCGUUCUUGUUUACUGCACCGCUGGUAUUUCUGGAGGACAUAUUAACCCAGCUGUGACAUUUGGGCUCUUCUUGGCUAGAAAAAUCUCAUUGGCCAGAGCAGUUAUGUAUAUGAUAGCACAGUGUUUAGGAGCCAUUUGUGGUUGUGGUUUGGUUAAGGCAUUUCAGAAGGCUUACUAUGUUAAUUAUGGUGGUGGUGCCAAUGAGCUUGCACCAGGCUACAGCACUGGCACUGGAUUAGCUGCUGAAAUCAUUGGCACUUUUGUCCUUGUUUAUACUGUCUUCUCUGCCACUGACCCCAAGAGAAAUGCCAGAGACUCCCAUGUUCCUGUAUUGGCACCACUUCCAAUUGGAUUUGCUGUAUUCAUGGUUCACUUGGCCACAAUCCCAAUCACUGGAACUGGUAUUAAUCCAGCUAGAAGUUUUGGAGCUGCAGUCAUAUAUGGCAAAGACAAAGCCUGGGAUGACCAAUGGAUUUUCUGGGUUGGACCUUUUAUUGGUGCUGCAAUUGCUGCACUGUAUCACCAAUACAUUUUGAGAGCUGGAGCAGUCAAAGCACUUGGCUCAUUCAGGAGCAAUGCCUAAUGAUAAGAAUCUGCAGUUAGAGUAAUUUAAACAGAUGGAAUGAAUAUUAAAUGGUCAAAAUUGUAUAGUCGUAUUGGUGGAGAUGGCCUCUUCAAAUUGUUCUUUUGUUUGCUUUGUGGUUAAAUGUGCCAAACAUUGUCAUUUUGAAGCUUUUCUUCUUGUUUGGUUGCAUUUCCUACGUUUUUUUCCUUUCACUUGUAAAUUUCCUUCUUCUGUCUUCAAUAAUAAUACUGGAUUGAGCAAGGGCUUCUUUUA
Messenger RNA from Nicotiana attenuata, 1253 nucleotides. Its product is annotated as aquaporin PIP2-3-like. Gene Ontology annotation, biological process: transmembrane transport. Gene Ontology annotation, molecular function: water channel activity. Bases 141 to 998 code for a protein of 285 amino acids. NCBI's taxonomy places the organism in Eukaryota, Viridiplantae, Streptophyta, Magnoliopsida, Solanales, Solanaceae. Gene Ontology annotation, cellular component: plasma membrane. The record is from RefSeq and is a predicted model, not a curated record. The transcript has 4 exons.